AUAACAAUCGGCAUUUUAUCAAUUUACUUAUUUCUGAGGCAUGUAUAUGGAAACUUUCACGUUUACACAUUUUGAUUUUAGUAAUACAAUUUUUAUUUAGCACGAUUUAUGCAGAAUGAAGAAAUAAUAUAUAUUAGUAAAUUCUUAUAGUUAAUUCUCAUUAUAAACUUAAAAAUUAUAAUGGCUGAUCUUAAAGGAAUCAACAAACAAUUUGUAGACUUUCAUAUCAAAACUCUUUCAGCUAGCAUUAAAGAACGCAAAGUUUUAUUCAAAAAUGCUUCAAAUAUUACCAAGUCUAAUGUUGGUGAUGAUAUUUGGUUAUAUAUUGGAGAAUCAUUGUUGAUUGCUUUGAGUCGCUAUCAAGAUUUAAAAUCACAGUCUUAUGUAAAGGAGUUUAUGAAAACAUUAAUGAAAUCUAAGUCUGAAUCUUGUGUCAUAAAUUUAACACCAUUAUUGAUUCAUUACGUCAAGAACUUUCCUCAGAUAAAUAUUUCAAAUAAUUUAGCAAAAACAGCUUAUUUUGGAUUUGAAAUUAUUAGUAUUAUCAUCAAAUAUUCAUUUAAAGAAUCUUUUGUAAAAUUUAAAGCUGAACUUGCGCAACUUAUAGAGUUACAAGCAUUGUUAAUAAGUGCUAUAGCUAAAUCUAAAAAUACACAUGUUUGUGAAAAAUCAUAUAAUAUUUUGAAUGAUAUAUGGCUUUGUGAAAAAGAAUCACUGGAAUAUUAUGGAGAAGUAUUUAAAAGUUUAGAUUCAAAGCCAUAUUUGUUAGUUAUUGAAUCUUAUGUAUUAAAAUCAAUUUCUUUGUAUAAUAUAUCACUUGCUGAAAAAUUCAUGGAGUCUUUUUUGAAUGUCUUUAUUAAAGAGGGUAUUACUUGCAAAAUUCGCCCAGAACGUGAAAUCAUUCAUCAAUGCUCAUUUACAUUAAAACUAGUCACAAUUGAAAUAUUUAAAACAAAAUUACUACCUUCUAUGCUAAAAGCUAUGUUGCGAAAUCCUGAGAUAAUAUUAGAAUGUAUAUCUGUAAUUAUUGCUAACUUGUCUAUUGAUCUAAGUGCUCAUUGUAGUGAAAUAAUAAAAGGAUAUUCAGCUAAUAUUUAUUCACAAAAUGAACAAGCAAGAAUUGAAUCAGCUGAUAUAUGCAAAGAACUAGCACUUAAGUGUAGUGAUGCAUCAGUUGUGUUAAAUAUUGUCAAGGAUUUUUUUAAUAUUUAUAAUGGCUCUCAGGGAAAAUUAAGUACUUCAGAACAAAAAAUUAAUGUUUUACAGGCUAUUGGAAAUUUAAGCUACAAUACUGUUGCUAAUGAUGAAAAAAGCCAAGAAAUAGCUGAUUAUACUAUAGAACAACUAAUUAAAAUUUUGGACACUGAACUACAUGAAAAAACAUUAAUACAAGCUUUGCAUAUUGUUAUGCUGUGGAGUACUUGUUUUAAGAAAAAUGUCCCUAAAUUAUUAAUAAAUUGGUUUCCAAAAGGUUAUGAUAAAAAGUCAUCAGUAUUGGCUGUUAAAUUAGCUUACAUAGAUUGUAUGGCACACAUUUUUAAAAAAAAUCAUAGCAAAUUUGCUGUUAGUAUAAUUCCUUUGUUGUUAAAAACUGUUGAAAAAUCUUCACAAUCAUCUCAGAUCCCUAUAGCUACUGAAUUUGCUUAUACUUCUUAUUUCUUACUACAAUUAGUGAAAGAAAAUCCUAAAUUAAAUGAAGAAAAUGGAUUUUCUAAUUUUUGGAGUAUAAUCUUGAACACAAAUAAAGUAUUAUUUUUAUCAGAAAAACUGUUACUUCAAUUUAGUGAAGAAGUUUUGAAUAAAAUAUGUACAUUCAGUUUACUAGUCCUAAACAUGCAUUUUGAUAAAAUAAAUGGGCCUAUUGAACUAUACUUGAGAUCAAUAGUAUUUAGUCUUUUAACAAUGAAGUCAUCAAUUAGGGCUGAAACAAAAAGAAAUGUUACAAGUAUAGUUUUGUCUCCAGGAGGAUCUAAAAUAGCUGCUUCCUUACUAAUAGAAAUAAUGAAUUUUCUUCAGAAUAAUAUUGAUAUAAUUAUCACACCUAAAUAUUUGGUGGAAGCAAUUUCAAUAUUAUGUCAGAUAAAAAAUUUAACAGAAGAUGAACAAAAAAAUUUGGCAUUUGAAUGUUUAAAACCAUCUCAUCAUCCUAUAAUAAAAGAAUACAGACCUAAUUUAUGGCUUAUGAUUUUAAAUCAUUAUCAGUUAAAACCAUCAGUUUUCAUUAGAUUGUAUGAAAAAAAGCUUAUCAAACUUUUUAUGGAAGAGUAUAAGCCUUCACGAUGCAUGGAGAACGUUCUAAGUACUAUUUCAAAAAUGAAUGGUGAUAUAAUCAUUCCUUCUAUUAUAGAAAAAAUCAGGCUAUGUUUAGUGAAUAAUAAUAGCUACAUAAAUGUUACUGAAGAAGAAUACGCUAUCUAUUUACACCCAGAAGGAGAUCUAUAUAAUAAAUCCAUUUUAGCCAACAAAGAAAAUGAAGAUACAAUUAACUUGAAAAAUAUGAAACGAGAAAGUAAAGCAUAUUCUUUUAAAGAACAACAAGAAGAAAUUAUGCUGAGGAAAGAAAUAGAAGCUAAAAAAAUCAAGGAAGGUAAAAUGAAAAAACCUGAACUAUCUCCUAAACAAAAAGAAGCUAUGGAUAUUGAAUUGAAAAAAGAAUCUGAGAUAAGAAAUACAUUGAAUAUUAUGAAUAAUGAAAUUAUAAGUGUAGUAUCCAUGUUGAAUGGUAUAAUAAUUGGAAAUCCUCUAUUAGUUUCACAAUCGUUACAAUAUUUACUCCCUGGCAUUAUAUCAAAUUUGCAAUCGUUAAUUGCUGCUCCAUUAUUGAAAAAAGUUUUUAUUGAUUUAGCUUUUUGUGCAUUUAAUGCUGAUGAAACAAAAAAAACGAAAAAUAGUCCAAAAAUUAAUAAUGGACGAAUAAAAUUAUCACAUUCCUUUAUUCAAUCAAUUGCUUACUUGACACUAAGAAAAUUAAAACCAAAAUGUCAAAUAGAUAAGAAUUGGUUAGAAGAAGAUAUAGAAAAAGCUUCAACUAGACUUGUGAAAAUGUUUUGUGAUUUAACUCGUAAUAAGAAACAAGAACUGACUUCACCAGCAUUUUGUUACUCUUUUACCCUUAUUAGAGCAGUUAUUUUAGAUUUACCAUUUGAUCAUCCACUUGUUUAUGAUAGCUUAUCAUUGUUACAAAAUCAAGCAACCAUACGUCCAAAAGCAGUUUCAAAAGCAAAGAGUAGUUCAGAUUUACAGCGACCAAAAUUUUUACCUCGUAUUCAAAUGUUUGAGUUAUUAUCAGAAAUUAUAAGUCGUACCAUUGGUAAUCUACAGGAUAAAGCUGCUUCAGCUUUUCUAACUAUAGCUAAAAGUUGUUCUACUGAGGAAAAGUGUGAUCCUGCAAGUCGAGAAGAAAUUUUAUGUUUAUUAUCUGCUUUACAAAAUCCAUGUACUAAAGUUCGAUAUACAGCUAUACAAGCUCUUAAAAUGGUUGCAGCAGCUUUCCCAACAUCAAAAAAAGAUACAUAUAUUAUUUUAAGAAUAACCAAAAGAAUUUGGAUAACUAAAUUUGAUAUAUAUGAAGAAAAUAGAAAUUUAGCAGAUGACUUAUGGGAUUUUGCAAAAUUAGAUAUAAAAGUAAAUGGUCUUUUAGAAAAUUUACUAGAGGAUGUUGUGCAUCCAGUUACUGAUGUACAGAAAGCUGUUUCAGUUGCUUUGUUUUCUUUUUUAAAAGAUUCACCUAUAAAUGCAACUAAUAUUGCACUAAAAAAACUUCUAUCAAUGUAUAACAGUAAAGUUAUAAAACUAGAAGAUAAUAUUGAAUUGGAUGAUUGGCAAGGUCGAGUUGGAGUAGCCAUGGCAUUAGAACAAUUAUCUUUGCUAUUAAGUGAUGAUAUGGUAAUUCAGCUCGUCAAUUUUUUUGUUUCUACAAGUUUAGAUGAUAGAAAUCAUGUUGUACGAGAACAUAUGCUUAAAGCUGCAGUAGCAGUUGUUAACUUGCAUGGAAAAAAUAAUGUAGAUCGUUUAAUGAGUAUAUUUGAAAAAUUUUUGAAGAAAGCAACAUCUUCUGAAAGUUUUGAUAAUGUACGUUUGGGUGUGGUUGUUUGUAUGGGAAGUUUAGCCAGACAUUUAGAUAAUAAUGAUCCUAAACUAAAACCUAUCACUAAUAGACUUCUUGAAGCACUAUCUACACCUUCACAAGAAGUUCAAGAAGCUGUAUCUAAUUGUUUAUCACCUUUAAUGCCCAUGGUAAAAGAUGAUGCUGAUGCCAUUUUAAAAAAACUUUUAAACCGUCUUUUUAAUUCUGCUUCAUUUGGAGAACGCAAAGGAGCUGCUCAUGGAUUAGCUGGUGUCAUUAAAGGUCUUGGUAUACUCAGUUUAAAGCAAUAUGAUAUUAUGAGUACAUUAACUGAAGCCAUACAAGAUAAAAAAAACUAUAAGAAAAGAGAAGGUGCCCUAUUUGCAUUUGAAAUGCUUUGUUCAACAUUAGGUCGAUUAUUUGAACCUUAUAUUGUUCAUGUUUUACCCCAUUUAUUAUCAUGUUUUGGGGAUAACAGUGAAUAUGUACGAACUGCUACUUACGACUGUUCAAAGGCUAUAAUGAGUAAACUUUCAGCUCAUGGUGUUAAACUUAUUUUACCAUCUUUGUUAAAUGCAUUAGAAGGAGAUUCUUGGAGAACUAAAACUGGAUCCGUGGAAUUGUUGGGAGCUAUGGCUUACUGUGCACCUAAACAACUUUCAUCAUGUUUGCCUAGUAUUGUUCCAAAAUUAAUUGAAGUUUUAAGUGAUUCACAUAUUUCUGUCCAGGAAGCUGGAGCUCAAGCUUUAAAAGUUAUUGGUUCAGUUAUACGAAAUCCAGAAAUUCAAGCUAUUGUACCAGUCCUUCUAGAGGCUUUACAAAAUCCAUCAAACAAAACUGCACCAUGCCUACAAAUUUUAUUGAAUACUAAAUUUGUACAUUUUAUUGACGCUCCAUCACUUGCUCUAAUAAUGCCUGUAGUACAACGAGCAUUUAUUGACCGUUCAACUGAAACUAGAAAAAUGGCAGCCCAAAUUAUUGGAAAUAUGUACUCAUUAACUGAUCAAAAAGAUUUAACACCAUAUUUGCCUAGUAUAAUACCAGGAUUAAAAAAUUCAUUGCUUGAUCCUGUACCAGAAGUUCGGACAGUUUCUGCACGUGCUCUGGGAGCUAUGGUUAGAGGAAUGGGAGAAACUAGUUUCCAAGAUCUUUUACCAUGGUUAAUGCAAACAUUAACAUCAGAAGCUAGUUCAGUUGAUAGAUCAGGAGCUGCACAAGGUUUAAGUGAAGUUGUGGGUGGUUUAGGUGUAAGCAAGCUGCACAGCUUGAUGCCAGAAAUUAUUGCAACUGCAGAACGAACUGAUAUUGCGCCUCAAGUCAAAGAUGGUUAUAUAAUGAUGUUCAUUUAUAUGCCUGUAGUAUUUAAUGAUGAUUUUAUUCCAUACAUUAAUCAAAUUAUUACCCCUAUUCUUAAGGCAUUAGCAGAUGAAAAUGAAUUUGUUCGAGAAACAGCUUUAAAAGCAGGACAACGUAUAGUUAAUAUGUAUGCUGAAUCAGCUAUUCAGUUAUUAUUGCCAGAGCUUGAAAGAGGUUUAUUUGAUGACAAUUGGCGUAUACGUUUUAGUUCUGUACAGCUCCUUGGUGACUUAUUAUAUCGUAUUUCUGGAGUAUCUGGUAAAAUGAGCACAGAAACAGCAAAUGAUGAUGACAAUUUUGGUACAGAGCAUUCUCAUAAAGCCAUUAUUGGUACUUUGGGAGCUGAAAGACGUAAUAGAGUAUUAGCUGGUCUGUACAUGGGUCGCUCUGAUGUUGCCUUAAUGGUUCGACAAGCUGCAUUACAUGUUUGGAAAGUAGUUGUAACAAAUACUCCACGUACUCUUAGAGAAAUAUUACCAACAUUAUUUACUUUAUUAUUGGGAUGUUUAGCAAGUACAAGUUUUGAUAAAAGACAAGUUGCUGCAAGAACUUUGGGAGAUCUUGUUCGAAAACUUGGAGAACGAGUUUUACCUGAUAUUAUUCCUAUUUUAGAAAAAGGUUUAGAAUCAGAACAAGCUGAUCAACGUCAAGGAGUCUGUAUUGGUUUAUCAGAAAUAAUGGCUUCUACAAGCCGAGAUAUGGUACUAACAUUUGUCGAUAGUCUUGUACCAACUGUCAGUCGAGCACUGAUGGAUCCAUUACCUUCAGUAAGGCAAGCUGCUGCUAAAACAUUUGAUAGUCUUCAUUCUACAGUUGGUCAUCGAGCUUUAGAUGACAUACUACCUCCCAUGUUAAAUAAUUUGAAUAACCCUGAUCCAGAAAUAGCUGAAAAGACACUUGAUGGAUUACGUCAAGUAAUGGCAGUAAAGUCAAGAGUAGUUUUACCAUACCUAAUUCCUCAAUUGACUCAACCCCCAAUCAAUACAAAAGCUUUAUCAAUUUUAGCAUCAGUUGCUGGUGAAGCUUUAAAUAAAUAUUUACAUAAAAUUCUACCAGCUCUAUUAACUGCUUUGUCUAAAACUGAAUCUGCUACUGAAGAAUUAGCUUAUUGUCAAGCUGUUGUAUUGGCUGUUUGUGAUGAUGCUGGAACUAUGGUUGAUUUAUUAUUAGAUGCAACACAAUCUGAUAAUGUAUCUCAAAAACAAUCAGCGUUACAGUUAUUAGCAGCAUUUUGUUCUCACACAAAAGCUGAUUAUAGUUCUUGUGUACCAAAACUAUUGCAUGGUAUUAUUUAUCAGUUUAAAAAUAAAGAUGAGAAAAAUUUGCAUUUGGCAUGGGAAGCAUUAAAUGCAGUUUGCAAAUCAGUUGAUACAAAGCAAAGUAAUCAUUUAAUAUUUGAAAUAAGACAAGCAAUUAAGUUUGUUAUGAAUGAUAACAAAAAUCUUGAAUAUUUACCUGGAUUCUGUAUACCAAAAGGUGCAGAUCCAUUUGUACCUAUUUUUAGAGAAGCAAUUCUGAAUGGUAAUCCUGAGAUAAAAGAACAAGCAGCACAAGGCUGGGGAGAAGUUGUAAAAGUGGCAGCUAAAGAAGGUUUAACAUCACCCGUACUAAAUAUGACUGGACCUCUCAUUCGUAUUUUAAAUGAACGUUAUUCCUGGAAUAUUAAAUCUGCCAUUUUAGAAACUGUAGCUUUGUUAUUGGCAAAGACUGGUAGUAAUUUAAAACAAUUUUUACCCCAACUACAAACAACCUUUUUAAAAUCUCUGCAAGAUCCUAACAGACAAGUUAGACUCAAAGCAGCAAAUGCUUUAAGUCAUCUUAUUGUGGUUCAUUCUCGUACAGAAACAAUUUUUGUAGAUCUACAUUCAGGUGUAAAAAAUUCUGAAGAUCCAGCCAUUAAAGAAACAAUGCUACAAGCUUUGCGAGGUGUUAUUUCUCCUGCUGGUGAUAAAAUGUCUGAUCAAGUACGUAGAACAGUAUUUAUGACAUUACGAGAGGGACUAGGAAAUCCUGAAGAUACUAUAAGAAGUAGUACAGCUGGUUGCUUAGGUGCCUUAUGUAAAUGGUUAUCCCCUGAACAGUUAAAUGUUGCAUUAAAUGAUCAUAUUUUAGUUGAUGAUGCAUCUUUGGAUUCAAUAUUAAGACAUGGUAGAAGUUCUGCUUUAUUUGUUGCACUUAAAGAAUCCCCAGACUCCAUAUUUAGUGCACAAUAUACUGAUAAAGUUUUAAAAACUUUACUUAGUCAUUUGCAGGCAGACAAGAUUUCUAUUACUAUGAACGGUGUUAGGAGUUGUGGUUAUUUAUUCUUACAUUUAAUGAAGUCCAAUAUGACUAUUCCUUCACAGCUUUUGAGUCCAUUUGUUCGAUUAAUGAACCAGACAAGCAAUGAGGUAAAACAAUUAGUUGCACAUAUAUGCUUAUAUUUAGGAAAAUCUGAAGUUACUUUAUCACCUGAAUUUCUAAAAUUAGUUCUUCCAAUGUUAGUAAAUGGUUCUAAAGAAAAGAACUGUUAUGUCAAGUCUAACAGUGAAAUAGCAUUAAUUGCAGUUCUUAAAUUGCAACAAGGAGAUGCCACAUUACAGCUAGGACCUGAAAUGGAGGCUUGUUUAAACUUGCUAGACAUUGGAGCUCGAGAAGCAUUAAAUGAUGUCAUUAAUAAAGUGUUACGAAAAGUAUCAUCAUUACAAAUAGACAGCAAAGUUGAAGAACUAGAUGAUACAUUAAUUACAUGAAAUUCAAUUUGUAUGCAGUUAAUUGAAAUAAAGUUACAUUUCCUUGUACAAAUGUUUGAUAUGUAUAUUGAUUUAAAAAAAAUCUGCUGCAAUAUUUUUAAAUAUAAAUAUUGUAUUAUUAAU
Molecule: messenger RNA, 8277 nt
Organism: Daktulosphaira vitifoliae (grape phylloxera)
Lineage: Eukaryota; Metazoa; Arthropoda; Insecta; Hemiptera; Phylloxeridae
Gene: l(3)80Fj
Product: eIF-2-alpha kinase activator GCN1
Exons: 36
Coding region: 181-8154 (2657 amino acids)
Biological process (GO): cellular response to amino acid starvation; regulation of translation
Cellular component (GO): cytosol
Molecular function (GO): protein kinase regulator activity; protein binding
Source: RefSeq, a predicted model, not a curated record